Molecule: messenger RNA, 1500 nt
Organism: Zymoseptoria tritici IPO323
Lineage: Eukaryota; Fungi; Ascomycota; Dothideomycetes; Mycosphaerellales; Mycosphaerellaceae
Exons: 5
Source: RefSeq, a predicted model, not a curated record
GACUCCGAUAGCUCGUUGUCCGAGGCGCCUGAGGAGGAAGUCAAGAAGCUUGCGCCCAUCUUCAUGAAAGCGAAGAAAGCCACCAAACUCGUUGCUCCUUCCCCAGUCGUCUCGCCUCCUCGACCGAAGAGACCGCCUUCACCACCCCACGAAGAGGUUUUGGCCGACAAUCCCGACAUUGCAUUCAUCGUUAUGUUCAGAUCACGUUUCCAGGAAGCAUUCUCCAGCAAGUUGGCGCAAUUCGGCCCGCAGGACAUUGAAAGAGGUGUUGUGGAUACUGUGCCGAGUCCGGAGAUUCAAAGUCUACUCUGCGCACUGCUGGCGCUGGUGCUGAACAGGAAGAAGCCGAUCGAACGAGGACAUCACGGGCGAGCUUUGGAGGAGGCCAUCUCAGCACACAAGUCACAAUGGCCGCUCAAGUGGAACGGCCAAAAUCCGCUUCCAGGAACCAAGGACUUCAGCGAUUUGUCGCCGUCUGAGAGGCUCAACUUCCUCCGCACUCUCAUCAUCUGGGCAUUGGGCUCGUCCGAGGUCAUUUCCGACAUCAUCAAGAACAAGUACAAACAGCAACGCCACAAUGACGACGAGAAUCAGCCGCUGUCUGUUCAGCCGUGGGGACUUGAUGGCGACAAGAGACGGUACUUCCUCGUGCAAGGCCUGGACGACACAAAUUUCAGGGUCUAUAGAGAGGGAAGUCGGUAUACCAAAAACGCUCACUGGUACAGUGUGGCUGGCGACAUUGAAGAGGUGAAGGCUCUCGCCGAGAAAUUGGAAAAGGUCGACGGUACACAAGCUGCUCGUCGUCUGGGUGGGAAGAUCCUCAACGCAGUUCCGACAUUCGAGGCCACGGAGGAGAAACGCCGCCGCCGCGAAUACCGACAACAGCGUCGUGCUGCCUUUACCCGUCCGGAGCCUGGAUUUGGCAUCUACGAGGGACGCACCCGUGGCAAGCGCAUGCGAUACACAUACGAAGAGGACGACGAAGGCUCCGAGUCCGAUGCUACCUCGGCACGCCGCUCCACCCGUAACCAGUCUGCUCGCAGCACUCCCUUUGAAACCGGCCCGACCUACACCGCCAGCGGACGACAAAGCAGGCAACCUCGUACCGGGGGGUAUGGGGAGAGCUUGCUCAGCAACAACGUGAUGAAUUCGGAAGAUGUGCAGGGCAACGACUAUGCGAGCCGCGCCGGCAGUGAUGAAACUGAUCCAAUACGCUCUGGUGGGAGAUCGACCAGGACUAGAGGUGCCCAACCUGCUACAAAUGGCCACAAGCGAAAGCACAUUGAAGGCUACAACUCGAUCGAUGAAAUGAGUGAUGAGGAUGACGCCUCUGCAAAUGGCGAUGGAUGGGACUCUGACAAGAACGGCGAUGACGAAGACGAACACAUGGCCGAUGCCGACGAUCAGCAAGACGAUGCGGCUUCCGAGCCAAGCGAGCUUGACGAAGACGACGAUUCCGGCCUUGGAUCGUCAAGAAGUCUGCUUGUCAAGCUCAAGGUU